Molecule: messenger RNA, 892 nt
Organism: Frieseomelitta varia
Lineage: Eukaryota; Metazoa; Arthropoda; Insecta; Hymenoptera; Apidae
Exons: 2
Coding region: 159-581 (140 amino acids)
Source: RefSeq, a predicted model, not a curated record
GGAGAUCCCCUUUAUCUGGCAUCUGAUUUAUAUACAAGAGGGACCAUCGUCUUGGAUUAGUGUCGAGCAGUGAAACCGAACAGUUAGUUCUCAGAGAACAAAGAAACGUCCUACAAAUAAGCCGUGUAAUAUAUUAAACUGUGUUUAAAAACAGCAUCAUGAUAAAAUACGUGACAAUUUUAUUCGCCACCUUUAUUUUGGUUCAAUCACAGAGGCCGCCUUAUGCAGGAAGUAGCAAACCAUAUCCUGCUGUCCUUCCACAGUAUUUAGAAGGAGUAACAGCUGGUGCAGCUAGCAUUAGUACUAUCGGGAAUCGAAUUGAUUCAAACAACGGCAACGGACCAUUAAUGGAAGCUGCAGCUCCUAGUACUCCGAUGGCAAUACCAACGAUUCCUCCAGAUUUGCCCGUGGACGCUUUGGGAGACGUUAACUUAGUAAAUAAAAUCAAAACUUGGCCAAAGGAUAAACAACCAUUCUGGUUUCUCAACUGGCAAAAAAUUCAAGAGCACCGAGGUGACUCGAAAAACCGAGCGCAGCCAGUAGAGACGCAACCGAAUCAGAGAUCGUUUUUCGCGGGCUAAACAUUUGCUUUAUAUUCCAUUCGAGACGACAUAUGCAUACACUGCCGUCGUUGUUUUGCUAGUCAAGUUACACUUUUCUAAGAAUUUUUUUACAAGACUUAAUCGACCGAUGAUACGUCAUUACUUUAUCGACGCAGGAUUUUAUGUCGGAUGAAUUUGCGAUGUUGCAUGGUACAAAAAUGUAUGAACCACGGAUCAGCCUUAAUGUCCGUGUGCCUCGUGCGUAAAUGAGAAAGAAGGACAGCGUUUUGUAAUACUGUUUUUACACGGCGUGAAUUUUUCAGAGCGAAUAAAAUUGAGCGUAAAAUCGA